GCCGCCAAUACAACAAAACAGAUUUACGUUACAAAACAAUUCAAACACUCUUCUCCGAUCAACUUCAUGCCGGAAGUUAAAGAUCCGGCGAUCAAGCUUUUUGGAAAGACAAUUCAGUUGUCUCAUGUUGAUCAUGGUUCUCAACAAUAUUGUUUUGGAGACAAUAAGAAAACUAGAGAGACAGAACAAGUAGAAGACACCAGCUCUGAUCAAUCAACAUCUAUAGGAAUCAAUGAUGAUCCCAAAACACCAAAUCCAGACAAAGAAUUCCCAACAACAACCACCACAAAAAAGGACAUUCCGAACCCGAGCCCGAAUCCGGAAGAAAAACCUCAAAAACCAGACAAGAUUCUCCCAUGUCCAAGAUGCAACAGUAUGGACACAAAAUUCUGUUACUACAACAACUACAACGUUAACCAACCUCGACACUUCUGUAAAAAUUGUCAAAGAUAUUGGACCGCAGGCGGAACAAUGCGAAACACUCCGGUCGGGUCGGGUAGACGAAAGAACAAGAGUUUGUCAUCCGCUUCGUAUUACCGACACUUGAUUUUUACCGACGGUUUGUCGAAAACGAAUGGGAGUGUUCUUAAUUUUGGCUCUGAUGUUCCUCUUUGUGAAUCCGUGAAUCAAGCUUUGAGUUUUAGUGAUAAGUCAAAAAAGUUAGAAGAUGAUAGUUCAAGUUCAAGUUCUACUUUUAAUUUGGGGGAAAAUGGUGGGAAUUUUGGUAAUUUAAGGAAUUUACCAAAAUACCCUCUUCAAAUCCCUUGUUUUUCUUCUAACCCAUGGUGUUAUCCUUGGAACUAUACUCCGUACAGAUCUCCAAACCCGGGUGUUCCUGUAAAUGUAAAUAUGUACCCGCCGCCGCAUUACUGGGGUUGUACGGUACAAGUGCCGAUGCAAAUGCAAAUGCAAGUACAAAUGCGAAUGCCAAUGAUGAACCCUAAUUCGCCAUUGGGAAAGCAUUCUAGAGAUGGGAAUUUAUUGGCAACAUCUUCUAGUAAUGGAAAUGAAGAGGUUUUGAAUGAUCCGAAUAAGGCGGUGAAAAGCGCGGUGUCGAUUAAUGGUGGAAUUCUUUCGAAGGCGUUUCAGUCGAAAAUCGAUGAAACUAGUGGAGUUGCGGGUAGUUCUUUGGCGAAUUUGCAAGCGAAUCCCGCGGCUUUAUCGAGAUCGCUUAAUUUUCGUGAGACUUCAUAGUUUGGAUAGAUUAAAGGUUUUGAGUUUUGAAGAUGGUUAGGGGGUAUAGAGGGGUGGGUUUGGUUUGGUUUUGGUUUGUGAUGACUUUAGGGUUGUAAAGUGUGAAGGGUUUAGUGUACAUGAGUAUAAAGAAAUAAAGGUGGUUAACAAAGGGGAUUUAAUGGGAAAAGAAUGAUUCUUGAAUGUGCAAAGUGCAUGGUGAUAAUGAUGAAUAAGUGAAUCAAAUUCAAGAAUUUGUCACAGUUUUCUUCUGCUUCUAGUGCUUAAACUUUUGUCAAAAGCAAGACUUUCUUCAAGUGCAAUAAGCAUGUCGAUGGAAAGAUUGAAGGAAUGAGACGUGCAUGUUGAUCUAGAAGUCUUUGAAGAGUUUGAAUAUUUUAUUUGUAGAGUGAAUUGCAAGUUUUGUCCUUUAUCUUUAGGUCAUUUUGUAAGUUUUGUCU
This is a messenger RNA of Helianthus annuus (common sunflower), 1634 nucleotides long. RefSeq names its product cyclic dof factor 2. The transcript has 2 exons. Bases 67 to 1194 code for a protein of 375 amino acids. NCBI's taxonomy places the organism in Eukaryota, Viridiplantae, Streptophyta, Magnoliopsida, Asterales, Asteraceae. The record is from RefSeq and is a predicted model, not a curated record. Gene Ontology annotation, molecular function: DNA binding; DNA-binding transcription factor activity. Gene Ontology annotation, biological process: regulation of DNA-templated transcription.